UCCUCUUCCGGUUUGAUUAAUUAGCAUUUUAGAGAAGACGGAUAGAGUUUAGUGUACAGUAAUGUAAACUGCAUUCUGAAAUUGGGUUAGGAUAUUUUUUUUCUAAAUGAACCGCUGGAAAAGGAUAUGAUAAACGAAAGCCGAAAGAUUUAUGAAAACAGGGACAGUACCACCUUGAGAACCUUACCAACUUUGGCUGUAACACUGGAUUUACCUAUUCUAAGUUUGCAGUAUUGAGAAGACGGAAGUUGGUCUGCCGUAAGAUGAGCGCACAACAGUUUCCAAGGCCCGGGGUGCCUCCUGGCUUGGGACAAGCCCUGAUAUCUGGGGGCAACACUACCGUUAUUCCAGGAAAUCAUCCAAGCACAGCAGGGACGGAAGAGAGUAGCAGUGAUGCUGACCACGGUCCUCGGGAUCACCCGUCCAGCACUGGUGGUCCGGCACCCUUCCGCGAUGACAAGCAGGAGACCGUGGUGGUUCGGCCCUACCCACAGGUCCAGGUCCACGGGCAGCCACUAACCCUCCCCCAGCACCUGUCAAUUCAGCCUGGAGCCCCUGUCACAGUGUCGGCCCCGCCCACCCACCUCCCCCAGGGCCUGCCCCUCGCUUUCACUGAGGGAACCAUGAAGGGUGCCCUGAAGACGGCGAUGCCCAGCCGCUUGAUCGCUCCGGCGCCAGCCUCCGACCCGGGGCACCUGGCUGCGCAGCCCAAGGUGCCGGGCCAGGUCGCCGUCACCAUGGACGCCGGCAUGCCGCCCACUUCGGCUAUACCGGUGGCGACUAUCAGCAGCCAACAGGGCCACGCCGGUAACCUCCACCACCUGAUGGCGGCCAACGUGCAGAUCAUUCGGAGCAGCGCGCCCGCUCUUCAGAUAACGUCCUCCGCUGCUCCUCCGCACACCUUCACGUCCCAUCUGCCCAGAGGGGCGGCUGCGGCAGCAGUGAUGUCCAGCACCAAAGGGCCUACGGUUCUCCGUCCCGCCUCAGGCCCAGGUGCUGGUGGCCAGCCUGUUGUGCAGCACAUUCUCCAGCAGCCAAUUCAGUCCCGUCCUGCUGUCACCACCUCCACGGCAGUGCCCACCGUGGUGGCCCCAAUCUCCGCCACCAGGCCCCAGUCCCCAGUCAUCACCACAGGUGUCACGCACUCUGCAGAGGUGGCUCAUGGACGCCCAGGACCGACCAUUCACCCCCAGCCAGGCGCCAUAAGCAUCCAGCGGCCUCCCCCAUCCAGGGACACAGCCACGCGCAUCACCCUGCCCUCUCAUCCCGCCAUCGGCGUGCAGAAGACCCAGCCUCCCCACACCAUGGCACAGAAGCCCAUCUUCAGCACUGUGACUCCUGUGGCCGCAGCUACGGUGGCUCCCAUCCAGGCCACCAACAUGGCUACAUCGACCGCUGCCACGGGCUCUUCGCCUCACACCCAGAUGACCACCAGCAAUAUCGUCACCAUGACGAUGCCCCCUCAUUCCUCCCAUGCCUCAGGGGUCAACACCUCCACCAUACCCGUGGCUAAAGUGGUCCCGCAGCCCAUCACGCACGCCUCCCAGCGCAUCCACGCGGACUACCCCGGAGAGAGGGGCAACCUCAUCCCCAUCUCCGCCCACCGCUCCUCCCCCAACCCCGUCACCAUGGAGGCCAGGAGCGACAGCAGGCAAUCGGUGCCGAUGCAGUUCCAGUACAUCCUGCCCACCUACCCUUCCUCUCCUUACCCGCUGACGCACACCUACACGCCCAUCACCAGCUCCGUCUCCGGCAUACGCCAGUACCCAGUGACCCCCCAGGCUCCCAGCCCGGCCAUCCCCGCCCAGGCUGGAGUGGGAGUCGCUAGCGCCGUCCACCUCAACCCCAUGCAGCUGAUGACCGUGGACCGGAUCGGCCUGCAGUCUGCGCAGCUGGGCGCGCAGGCCAUGCAGCCGGCCGCCAUGGGCGCCCCGGGCAUCCAGCAGCCGGCGCCCGUCGGAGCCCCGGGGCUCCACGCCGGCGCACCGAUCGCCGUGCAGCAAGCGCCCGUCGGCUCUCAGCAGCCUCCUCAGCCCGAGCCCAAGGCUUCAGUGGUUCUGGCGGACGGCGCCGCCCUUGUGGCCAACCCCCUCGGCGGCGGCGCCUUCGCGGGCACGCAGGCCAUCGCCUCGGCUGCGCAGUCGCUGGCGCAGAGCAGCGGCACCGCCGCGCCGGCGCCCGUGUCCUCGCCCAGGCCCAGCAUUCUCCGCAAGAAGCCCGCCAACGAGGGAUCUGCCGUUCGGAAGUCCUUGAUCCCGCCUCAGCCAAGCGAGGUCGCUGGCUGCAGAACGGACAGCGCCUCUAGAAGCACGUCAGGGUCCCCACGGCCUGCUGGUGUGAAAUCCACGGCUGACAUCCACAUGGCCGUCGCUCCCCCGGUGACGUGUCCUGUGGAGGCCCCGCCCAGUCAGGCCAGCGAGGUGCAGGGCACGCCCCCUCCUGCCCAGCACCUGACUCAGGCCAGCCCCGCCCUCUUGCCGAUGGCCGCACCCCCCUCCCAGCCCGCUGCUUCGCUGUCCUCCGUCCCGGCCAUGGCGGCCACGCCUCCCGUCCCCGCCUCUUUGGCCAAUGUCCUGGCCCAGCCCGCCCCGCCUGUAGCCAUCGGUGCAGCAGCUUCUAUCGUCAGCUCCAUCCAACCAGAGCCCAAGGUCAAACAGGAGGCGGAGCCUAUGGACACCUCACAACCAGCACCCUCCGUUACCCGCUGCGCGACCCCCGCCCUCGCCCCCCUGGGCGGCCCUCUGGGCGGCGGCGGGGACGCCAUCCUCGGCGCCUCCCCCAGGAAGAAGCCCCGCAAGCAGCAGCACGUGAUCUCCACCGAGGAGAGCGAGAUGGUGGAGGCCCACAGCACCGACGAGGAGCGGUCCUGCGCCCGCCCCCUGGGCGGCGGCUACGACAAGCGCAAGACCCCGCCCAAGGAGUACAUCGACGAGGAGGGCGUGCGCUACGUGCCGGUGCGCCCGCGUCCCCCCAUCACCCUCCUCCGGCACUACCGCAACCCCUGGAAGGCCGCCUACCACCACUUCCAGAGAUACAGCGACAUCAGGGUCAAAGAGGGGAAGAAGGGCACGCUGCAGGACGUGGCCAGUCAGAAGGCGGUGGCCUGUCGAGCGCAGGGCUACAAGAUCCGCCUAUGCGCCGCGCAGAUGCUGCAGCUGAUGAGCCUGGAGCACGACGUGUACAGCCGGCUCACCAGCCUCCAGGAGGGCCUCAUCCCAAAGAAAAGGGCGGGGGCGGACGACGACCUGCACCGCAUCAACGAGCUCAUCCAGGGAAACAUGCAGCGCUGUAAGCUGGUGAUGGACCAGGUCACGGAGGCCCGUGAAGCAAUGAUGAAGGUGCUGGACCACAAGGACCGGGUCAUGAGGCUGCUGGGCGAGAACGGAACCAAGAAGAGCUCCAAGCUGAAACACAAGGAGAGGGCGUAGGGUUUCGACUCUGCUGGGCCACUGACUCUGCUGUACACAAUCGCUGUAUCUGCCUGAACCUAUAUUAACCAACAGAGGCUCCGGUCCUAGUGAUGCUCUGAUUGGACUGGACCUGUUCUCAUAUUUAAAACGAGUCCUUUUUUGUUUUGUUUUGUUUUGUUUUUGUUUUGUUUUGUUUUUGUUUUGGUUGUACUUAAGAGGCUAGCAACUCUUAAGUGAACAAAUCUUAGACCAGCAGGUAGCUGAACUGUUGUCACCAGCUCUAUUUGAACGUAGCCUUUCAAAUGUGAUGGGGGGAAAAAAGGAUUUUCUUGACCCAUUCCAGUGCCUUGAAUUAUGGUUUGUUUGAUUGGCAGUAAUGGGAAAAGCGAUCUUAGAAACUACUGGGGGAAUGCGGUUUCCCUAAAUAUGUAAGAAUGCCGUGAGUUUUUCGAACAUCAUACUUUGCCCUGGUGUUAUUGAUCUUAAGUUGUGACCUCAGUACCAGAACGGUGAUAUGUGUUUUUAUUGGGUAAAUAGAAAUAAGAAGGGGGAGCUAGAGAGCUAGUGUCUCCAUUUAUUGGCCGCUGGAUGAAGAGUACCUCUUUAAAGGGUCCCCCAAUGCUGAAGUAUCAUGCACGGAGUGAAUCAGGUAUGAAGCACCGGGGCUAAUCUUCAUAGUCAUGCUCUCUGUGUCCUUAUCGUUCCACUCCCGUUUCAGCUGAACUUAAGUCGGCAGGAGAGUUCCAUCUCUGUCCUCAAAGCCACAGUGUCAUUUACUGAGACAUCUUGUUUACAGAACCACAUUAGUCUGAAGCUGAAUUAUUACAAUUCAAGAUAUACUGGUGCAUUAAUUGAACUUUGUAAGUUUACUUUUAUUUAAUGUGUGGGAAAAGCAGUAGUUAACAGUAGCUAGUCUGCCUGAAAGUUUUAUUGGGUAAGAGUAUUGGAGUACUGGAACAUUGUAUUCAUUUGUGAUGCUUUAUUUUCCCCCUAAAGGUAACAUAAUUUUAAUUGUUACUGUGCCCUUAGGUUGCCAAAAUAAUGGAUUUUUCAGCGGUGCGUGGUUAGCCAUACAAGACGCCCCAGGCUUCUUUACUGGCUAUUUCAUAGGUUCUGGUUAGCCCUGAUCAAAAAAUGAAAGCACCCCCUUCAUUAACCAUUUUAUAUCCCUGUGGGUUUUUGGUUUUUUUAAAAUGGAUACUUGUAUCCGGAGGCCUUUCUCGUUGCAGCUGAGCAACUGUUGCAGGCAGAUUUGUGUGACGACGUGAGGUGUUAAACUUUCCUUCCCAGCCGACUGUACGUCCGGCAAUCCGCCCCCUUGCGAGGUUGUCGACCGCAUUGGAUUGGAUACGAGACCACGGGGCACACUACGCACUGAAACCUGGUGUUUAAACAGUAUAAGCCUCAAAUGACCCUUCUUCCUGCUUCCAUUUCAGAUUUUGGAGUUUGAGUUAUUCUUAUUCAUUUUCUUUGGUCAAGCGUAGCAGGUCCCAACUGAGCAAAAACAAUGUGUAUUCUGUAAACUAUUUGCUGGAAAAAGCUGAUUUUUUUUUGUGAGCUGUAGAGGCUGUUUUUGUUAAUAGCCUUGCCUUUGAGCUGGUGUGAUCUCCUGACACUGUUACUUUGUGAAAGCUACACUUUGACGUGUACAUACAAUUGUGUUGGAAUGAUUCCUGAAUCAUACCAUCCUUAUUGCAGGCAAAUAUCUCAGAAAGGGAGUCAUGUUACAUGAUUGAGUUUUGAGUCUUUAUUUUUUCCCCCAGAAAUCUUUUUAUAAAAUUGAAUAAAAAUUUUAACGUUUGGACGGAUCUCCUUGGAAAUUUAAAAUACGCAUAAUGUUAAAAAAUAUGAACAGUUACACAAAUACCCUAAUUGUUUCAGGUGUAAAAAUGGUUUGUAUAAAUGAAAAGUUUCUGUUCCCUUUUACUUCAUGAAGCGUUUGCCUAUUUUUCGUCUUUGAAGUUUUUUGAUUCUGUGCAACAGUUAUACAUUUUGUCACAUUCUUUUAAGUCACAUUGAACAAGCAUUUUGUAUAUAGUUUUUCCUUGAUUGUAAGAUUGUAAUCCAUUGUUGUAGUAAAAAAAAGCUUUGUACAA
Messenger RNA from Anguilla rostrata (American eel), 5506 nucleotides. RefSeq names its product Sin3A-associated protein a (gene sap130a). The transcript has 21 exons. Bases 264 to 3428 code for a protein of 1054 amino acids. Gene Ontology annotation, biological process: negative regulation of transcription by RNA polymerase II. Gene Ontology annotation, cellular component: Sin3-type complex. NCBI's taxonomy places the organism in Eukaryota, Metazoa, Chordata, Actinopteri, Anguilliformes, Anguillidae. The record is from RefSeq and is a predicted model, not a curated record.